AUGGACCUUUGUGAGAAGGAACAAGUCCCGGCUAUGAAGAAGGCACAUGUCGCUGCCCCUCGAACAAAGAAAAAGGCAUCUAAAAGGAGAAUCAUGUCUCUUAUAAGAAGAAUUCUGGAUACUCUGAAAUUUAUAUUUUUGUUUCUAUAUUACUGCUUGGAGGCUUUUCUGAUGUGCUUCUGUACUGGGAAAAAAAAGGUGGCUGGGCAAACAGUGCUUGUCACUGGAUCAGCAAAUGGAAUCGGAAGGCAGAUUGCAUUGAAUUUUGCCCAACUUGGUGCCGUUCUUGUUCUCUGGGACAUUGAUGAAGAAGGAAAUGAGAAAACAGCCAAGCUCAUCCGGUCAAAUGGAGCACAAGCCGUUCAUACCUACAAGUGUGACCUGCGCAAAAAAGAAGAAAUCUAUGCAGUGGCAGACCAGGUAAGAAAAGAAGUCGGAGAUGUAGAUAUUCUAAUCAACAAUGCAGGCAUAUGGAAGAAGAAGCCUUUUAUGGAACUUUCUGACUCAGACGUAGAAGAAACCUUAAAAACCAACACGGAGGCACAUUUCUGGACUUGCAAAGCCUUUCUGCCAGCCAUGAUUGCCCACAACCGGGGACAUUUGGUUACUACUGCAAGUGUUGCAGCAUUUUCUGGAGGCACUCAAACCACAAUCUAUUCUUCUAGUAAACAUGCAGCAUUUGGCUUUUUGGAGUCUCUUACCCUUGAACUGAGGAAAAAAGGGAAGGAAGGCAUUAAAACCACCAUCGUCUGUCCUAGUUAUGUGGAUACAAGAUUAAUUACCGGUUUAAAAAUAAAACCUACAUUUCUACUUCCUAUCCUCGAUGUAGCUUCUGUAGGCAGGAAGAUUGUGGAUGCCAUUCUGAAAGAGGAAUUUUAUGUCGUCCUGCCAUCACAAGCGCGACUCCUAAUUCUUAAAAUAUUUCUUCCUAAGAAAGCAGUUUUCCUUCUGGCAGACUAUCUUGGAUUAAUCUCAAAAAUAAACCACUUUAGGGGCCAGGUAAGAGGGGGGAAAAUUUACAAAUAG
Messenger RNA from Pogona vitticeps (central bearded dragon), 1026 nucleotides. The record is from RefSeq and is a predicted model, not a curated record. NCBI's taxonomy places the organism in Eukaryota, Metazoa, Chordata, Lepidosauria, Squamata, Agamidae.